AUGACGUCUCUCAACUAUCCCAGCGACCAGAAAACUACGAGAAAAGUCUUUACUCGACCUGCCAACCUGCACCUUGCUUGGUCGGCCAGUAGGGAUGCGAGCUCAUCACCAGAUCACGGUAAAUCCAGCUCUUCAGCCGGCGUACUGCACAAGCCUUAUUUUCCUUCUGCACCACCUCAGAUAAGCAUGUCGGCAGUAUCUCAUCCUUACAAUGUAUUUGUGCCUGCGCCUCGAAAUGGAGACAUCGGUGGCACGAGUGAGACCCUCAAGUCAUCAUCCUCUGCGCCGAGCUUCCACCUGCCAUCAAGACGCUCACUUUCGCGCUCGUCCGAUCUGUUGUUGAAGACCGGUCACUUGACGUUGAGAACGGCCGCAGACACGACAUGCAGGAGAGGAGCUCUCGGUGGGUUCGAGAAGGCCUUGCGAAGGAGGCAGGCAGCGAAGGACCAGGUCACCGACAGGGAACAAGAGGUGUUCGUCACUUUGGAUCGCCACGAUCCGACUUCGACGAAUUCGUUGGAGCAAGACUUGAUGUCCUGGAACUUUCACAGCGCUUCUAGCCAUUUGAAGGUCUCGAAUGAGCCCUUCUUGGCUAGUCCCGGCGCCAGUGAUCCUUCUGCCUUCGACAACGAUGGACUUGCAUCUUUUCAGCCACGCCCGGUGCCGUCAUGUCUUUCCGAUCAGAGCAGAUGGAUCCCUCCACCCAGCUGGGAUGUGCUCGAUACUCUUUCAGACAGCCAAGAUCUUCAUUCGAGAUCGCCAACAUCCACAAUUUCGGACCCUCUCCAGACACCGCGGACAUCGCAACCAGGAAGCCCGAUGGAUCCAGAAUUCUACCUCAAUCUUUACACGCGCAAUGAUGCCAAAUGUCGCGGGUCUUCCCAUGGCAGUCUACAGCUGAGGUUCCGGCUUACACGCUCCAGUACGGUGGAGAUGCAGCCGUGCCCUUCUGAGGUCGAUCAUCCCGACGACUCCAAGCAACUUCGACGAAGGCAGCUGGUCAUCACGGGAGAUGCUCUAGGCGCGAGCAACUCGGUGCGUUUCGAGAACAAUCAUCGAGGAUCGGCCAACUCGGUCUGCAUAUUAAGCUCUGCCAACGUGGCAGACUUGAAUGAAUGGCUCGAAAGUAUCGAAAGCGUCAUCAACCAGUGCAGAUAUCUCGGAAGGCACGGCCUGGACGCGGGGCAGUCGCACGAUUAUUUUGGAAGGCAGCACCUGGGUGCCAGACGCUCUAGUGGAUCCAUGCCCGAGACCAUUCGUCUCUUGGAGCAGCUCAAGGGGCACGAGGGUCACGCGGAAUAUCUCGAGGAAAUGGACGAGCAAUCAACUCCGAUGGUGAACUCUCUCUCGUUGCCCUCUCUUGUUGUCCCGACCUCUUCGACCCGGCUGUCCACUCAAAGCACGAUUCACACGCAUUCCGACUUCUCGACGUCCCCCUUUAUCGACUAUUACGCCGUUACUGACGAUUAUGGCUUCGAGCCCGAUUCAGCCGCAGACUGUCCGCAGAGCACUGCAGCCCAAUCAGCUUCAGGUUCGUUGUACAGCUUCGAAGACGCUUACAUGAGCAUCAUGCGGCGUUAUGCGGACAGUGACUUCGAGAGAGACCUCUCAAAACCUCUCACAGUUCCUUCAGAAAGACUUGUUGAACACGCUCGUACCGAGAACCUGGAUGUGCCCGUGUCGCCAUGCAGCUUCGAAUUCGGACGGGAGGAUUGGGACUCCGAAGUAGAGGCACCUGGCAGUCCACUGGAUCCGUGGCUCACACAACAUGCCGCACGAUCUGUAACGAGUCUUUCGACGAGCCUCUCGAGCAGCGUCUUGGGCGACGACACUGUGAUGCAGAUCUUUGCCGAAGGGUUCCGACGUCGAUCGUCCUCUCAUCUCGGUCUUUGA
Pseudozyma hubeiensis SY62 is the source of this 1893-nucleotide messenger RNA. Its product is annotated as integral subunit of the pre-mRNA cleavage and polyadenylation factor complex. Lineage: Eukaryota; Fungi; Basidiomycota; Ustilaginomycetes; Ustilaginales; Ustilaginaceae. The transcript has a single exon. Bases 1 to 1893 code for a protein of 630 amino acids. The record is from RefSeq and is a predicted model, not a curated record.